This is a messenger RNA of Arabidopsis arenosa, 1842 nucleotides long. The record is from the annotation of a GenBank genome assembly. Lineage: Eukaryota; Viridiplantae; Streptophyta; Magnoliopsida; Brassicales; Brassicaceae.
AGAUGAUCCUCACCAUUACCAUCUUUCACCCUACCUUCUUCUCAAGAACUCAUCUCCAAUAAGGUGUUUCAUCAAAAGUCAAAACCAUGGCUGACACCAAACAAGAUAUGGAGAAUUCAGAUGAUGGGAGAAAGAUAGUGAAGAUGAGCUCGCUUAAACAGAAAGCGAUAAGUGCAUCAAAUAGAUUCAAGAACUCGUUCAAGAAGAAGACUCGGAGGACCAGCAGCAAAAUCGUGUCCGCAGCCAAUACAGAUGACAUCAAUGGGGAGGAUUAUCUGUCUGUGGAAGCGUUCCGUCAAGUCCUUGUCCUCAACGACCUUUUGCCUUCCAAACACGACGAUCUUCACAUGAUGCUCAGAUUCUUAAGGGCGAGAAAAUUUGACAUUGAGAAAGCAAAGCAAAUGUGGAGUGACAUGCUUCAAUGGAGGAUGGAUUUCGGAGUCGAUACAAUCAUUGAGGAUUUCGAGUUUGACGAGAUCGAUGAAGUACUCAAACAUUAUCCGCAAGGUUAUCAUGGAGUGGACAGAGAAGGCAGGCCGGUUUACAUUGAAAGAUUAGGUCAAAUCGAUGCAAACAAGCUGUUACAAGCGACUACAAUGGACCGGUAUGAGAAAUACCAUGUGAAAGAGUUCGAGAAGAUGUUCAAGAUCAAGUUCCCUUCUUGCUCUGCCGCAGCCAAGAAGCACAUUGACCAAAGCACAACCAUUUUUGAUGUGCAAGGCGUGGGGCUUAAGAACUUCAACAAAUCUGCGAGAGAGCUGCUUCAGCGACUUCUGAAGAUCGAUAAUGACAAUUACCCUGAGACUUUGAACAGAAUGUUCAUCAUCAAUGCCGGUCCUGGAUUCCGGCUCUUGUGGGGUCCAAUUAAAAAGUUCCUUGAUCCAAAAACGACAUCAAAGAUUCAUGUUCUUGGGAACAAAUACCAGCCCAAAUUGCUCGAAGCCAUCGACCCUAGCGAGUUGCCACAUUUCUUUGGCGGCCGUUGCACUUGUGCAGACAAAGGUGGCUGCUUGCGAUCUGACAAAGGCCCAUGGAAUGAUCCUGAGCUUCUUAAGAUACCUAAGAGCCCUGAAGCCAGAUUCUCGACAAUUUCAGAGGAUGACCACUUGCUUGUAGAAGAAGGAACAUCAAUCUCGAUGGUCUUUGAACCUCUAGAGAGAAACAAAUUGAAAACCAUCGAAGAGAAUGUGAGUGAGAAGAACAUUGCCGCGGUUGACAAGUUCAUGGCUCUGUCUUUGCCUCCAAAACCUAAUUUAAAAACCCUAAGAAAAGGGAAGGAGCCACAAAGGAAAGAUGAUGGCUUUCUUGUGGGAGGGGUUAUCGCUUUUGUGAUGGGAAUUGUUGCAAUGCUCCGGCUAUCUAAAGACGUUCCAAGGAAGCUCACGGAUGCUGCAUUAUUCGGUAACUCAGUUUUCUACGAGGAAACAAAAAUGUCUAAACCGAACCAAGAGCAAUUUCCAGCACCAGUCUCAAGCUCCGAGUACACAACUAUGGUGAAACGUAUGGCCGAGCUUGAAGAAAAGUAUAAGUCCCUUGACUCAAAAUCAGCAGAUGAUGCUUUAGAGAAAGAGGAUAAACUUCAGGCUGCGCUUAACCGAGUUCAAGUGCUUGAGCAUGAGUUAUCUGAGACCAAAAAGGCUUUGGAUGAAACGAUGGUUAACCAGAAGGGGAUUCUUGAAUAUAUUGAGAAGAAAAAGAAGAAGAAGAGUCUGUUUUUCAGGUUCUAAAUUCGCUAACAAUGGUAUUAUCUCCCGCGAAAAUACGAAAAGCAACAGAGUGUUUCUCUUACAAUUAUGAGGAAUAUAUAAAUGCAUAUAGUGGAACUAAACUGUCUGAUUUGUA